This is a messenger RNA of Corythoichthys intestinalis (scribbled pipefish), 5230 nucleotides long. RefSeq names its product dynamin-1-like protein. Gene Ontology annotation, molecular function: GTP binding; GTPase activity; microtubule binding. The record is from RefSeq and is a predicted model, not a curated record. Lineage: Eukaryota; Metazoa; Chordata; Actinopteri; Syngnathiformes; Syngnathidae. Gene Ontology annotation, cellular component: membrane; cytoplasm; microtubule. Gene Ontology annotation, biological process: mitochondrial fission. The coding region runs from base 199 to 2220 and encodes 673 amino acids. The transcript has 18 exons.
AUACGCCCAUUAGUGGCCAACUGUUUUACCGCUCGGUAGCUGACUUUGGAUGACGUUUCGGAACUUCAUACGAAUAUAUUUACUCUCUGUGUGCUUACCUACGAAGUAUGACGGAUAAACACGUCGGAUGAGAAGGGGAAAUUGACGUUGUGCGCCGUUUGUCCCCCAGCACAGUAAGCCCAGUGUGCUGGAAGCAGGAUGGAGACUCUGAUUCCCACCAUCAACCGUUUGCAAGAGGUUUUCCUCACAGUGGGUGCGGAGAUCAUUCAUCUGCCUCAAAUCGUCGUGGUUGGAUCCCAGAGUAGCGGCAAGAGUUCGGUGUUGGAAAGCCUGGUCGGGCGUGAUUUCCUGCCCCGAGGCUCCGGGAUCGUCACCAGACGACCGCUGGUGCUGCAGCUCAUCAACGUCGCGUCUCCGGAGGAGCGACUCAAGACGGAAAAUGGAAAUGGGGUUAAGCAAACUGCACAAAACAGCUAUCCAGGUGUCAAAGCUGAAGAAUGGGGCACCUUUCUGCACUGCAAGAAUCAGGUUUUCACAGACUUUGGGGAAAUUCGUCAAGAAAUCGAAGCAGAAACGGAACGUUCAUCUGGCAACAACAAGGGAAUUACUCCUGAGCCCAUACACCUAAAGAUUUUCUCCCCCAAAGUCCUCAAUCUGACCCUGGUCGAUUUACCUGGCAUCACCAAGGUACCGGUCGGUGACCAGCCCGAAGAUAUCGAGUCUCAAGUACAGGAGAUGAUCUUGUCGUUCAUCUCCAAUCCAAAUUCGCUCAUCCUCGCUGUGUCUGCCGCCAACUCCGAUUUGGCCACCUCAGAUGCUCUGAAACUAGCUCGUGAGGUCGACCCAGAUGGUCGCCGAACCCUGCUGGUGGUCAGCAAGCUAGAUCUGAUGGACGCCGGAACAGAUGCUCUCGAGGUCCUUCUGGGUCGAGUCAUUCCAAUCAGGCUCGGCAUCAUCGGGGUAGUAAACAGGAGCCAGCAUGACAUCAACACUCAGAAGAGCCUGGGUGACUGCAUGAAGGAUGAGCAGGCCUUCUUGCAGCGCCAAUACCCAUCCCUGGCCUCUCGCGCCGGCUCGCGCUACCUUGCUAAAACGCUCAGCAGACUGCUUAUGCACCACAUCCGUGAAUGCCUACCUGACCUCAAGACGCGCGUGACUGUGCUCAGCGCUCAGUACCAGACGCGCCUCAACAGCUACGGCCAGCCUGUGGAGGACCACAGCGCCACUUUGCUGCAGAUCGUCACCAAGUUCGCCAGCGAUUACUGCAACACCAUCGAGGGAACUGCACGCUACAUUCAAACUUCAGAGCUCUGUGGAGGCGCUCGCAUCUGUUACAUCUUCCACGAAACCUUCGGCCGCACUCUACAGUCCAUCGACCCUCUAGGAGGACUGUCAGAACUCGAUAUCCUCACUGCCAUUCGCAAUGCUACCGGUCCACGACCUGCACUUUUUGUCCCAGAGGUCUCCUUCGAAUUGCUGGUGAAGCGUCAAAUCAAGCGUUUGGAGGAGCCCAGUUUGCGCUGCGUGGAGUUGGUUCACGAAGAGAUGCAGAGGAUUAUACAGCACUGCUCGUCGUUUAGCACACAGGAACUUCUAAGAUUUCCCAAACUGCAUGAUUCCAUUGUAGAAGUAGUGACUGGACUACUGCGAAAACGUUUGCCAAUCGCCAAUGAAAUGGUGCAUAAUUUAGUAGCAAUUGAGCUAGCUUACAUCAAUACGAAGCAUCCGGACUUCACGGACGCGGCGCAAGUCUCGGCAUCCGUCAACAGUCAGCAGGCAGAAGCCGUGGAUGCUAGCAAGCGCUGGAAGAAUGAGAAAGUCGCCGAGGAAAAAGCCCCAGCUGUGGGAUUUAGCAGUCCCAGCAAAGGGCAACCCAUUAACCUUCUGGACACUGGGGUGCCUGUGUCUCGCAAGCUGACUUCCAAAGAGCAAAGGGACUGCGAGGUCAUCCAGCGCCUCAUCAAGUCUUACUUCCUCAUCGUCCGCAAGACCAUCCAAGACAGUGUCCCCAAGACUGUCAUGCACUUCCUAGUCAACUUCGUCAAAGAGCAUCUGCAGAGCGAGUUAGUGGGUCAACUGUAUAAGCAGACGCUACUACAGGAUUUGCUCAUCGAAUCGCAGGACACUGCGCAGCAGAGGACGGAGGUGGCUCAAAUGCUUCAGGCGCUAAAGAAGGCCAAUAACAUCAUCUCUGAGAUCAGAGAGACACAUCUGUGGUAGCUAAAAGAAACACACUCCUCAAUUAUUGGGGAUAAAAGGCAACACACUCCUGUUUAAAUCUUUUUUUUUUUCUUUUCACAUGAAGACAAAUAGAAGAAUCAUUUUAGAAUAUAUCCGGUAGACAGAUUGUACAUCAAUCGCUGUCAAUGAAGGAAAAAUAUCUUUUUCUUUUUUUGUGACAAAAAAACUGAAAUUUAAACAGUGGUGUGUAUGUGUGUGUACUUCUGAGAGUAUGAUUUCUCGUGGACCAAUGAACAAUCAAGCAGGAAAGACUAGGGCUCCUCACUCAGGCCACUUCAAUGUGAACAAGCUCCCUUUGUUGUCAUGCAAUGUUUGUGUCCGUGUGAUAUUUUCGGUUUUGUAAGUCCUAAAAUGCCCCCCCCCCCCACACACACACACAAAAAAACAAAAAACAAAAAAAACGGGUGUCCCGUUUAGCUGGUGCUGAAUCUGUAGAUUGCACUCAAGUUUAAAAGGCUGGAUAGCUUCUUGAUAACCACAAGGAAAGAUUUUGUACCAUAUUCAAUCUUAGUGAUGUCAGAUUAGAUGUGUUUCCUGUUGAGCUCUAGUCGGGUUAAAAACCUAAACUGGAUCAUUAUUCCAUCUUGUUUGAUGUAGUUUAGGAAUAAAUACACCUUAGUAGGGCUGUUGAUAUUUUCAACUUAUCUUUAGAUUUACUCAAUUUUGUACAAUAUCUAUAUCAUCACUUGAUACAUGUUCAUUUUCACAGGUGUAAAUUGUGCAAUUUUUAAGAACUGAUUGUCCAGGUUUACAGAAUUAUUGAAGUAUGUGAGGGUUGAACCCUGUUGAAAAAUUAGAUUUAAAUGGUUAAUUUAUUUUGUGCCAUUUGUUCUGAGAAGCAGCUGAGGUAGAUGUAUGGAUGUAACAAUUUUGGUGGGUGGAUGCCAUUUUCUUCCCGAGAACCCUGUUGAUUUUGGUACAGUUGUCACCCUUUAUAGUGCACUCAUUUAACUUAUUGACUGCCAUUGACGGGGUUAGACAUCCAAUAAAUUUUGACUGGGAGAGGGAGAGCAUGUCCCAGUCAAAAUGGAUUGGGCGGCUACUGCCAUCAAGGGCACUGAAAAAAGCCUUCCCAGUUUAAAGGAAUUGGAUAUAUCAUUGUCAAUGGUGGCCAAUGUGGUAAAUACUAAAAACAAAAACUUUAGAGUAUUGUUGGGGACCAUAACCAGAGUGUAUUUCUUUUUCUAUUUGUCAUUCAUUUAUAAUUUUAUUUUUAUUUUUUUCAUAAAAAGAGAAUUACAAAUUAAAAAUACAAUAAUAAUUAAGACCUGGAGUUUUGAAAAAGACAAAAAACAAAGACUUGGCAUCCUAAUACGUGGAGCAGUGGUGGAACUUUGGGUGCUGGGGGUGCAACCGUGCCUGGGCCUCUAAGGGGGCCGGUUUGUAGGCGUGAUUGGGCGAGAGGAGGGUCAAACUGAAAGGUAAGAUGAUGUGCGGACCAAUAAUAUCUCUGGCAGCCGCUUGGCUAGUUUUCACUUGCACCUCACACAAGCACACAUACACCGGACAAUCUUCUUGAGGGGCCUGCGUUUUAAGAAGACGCCCGCCAUUCUGAAGCGAAUGCUAGCGUGAACGCGAAUGCUACACUAAUGCGACGAGUUACAUUUACUAAUGAUCACUCAACAGCAUAGCGUAUUCUUUCUUGAAGAAAAGAAAACAAAUCUUACCGUGUUUCCAAACAAGCAAGAUGGAGCACAGCCUAGCUUAACACACAUCUUAAACUCCAGUGAGGAGAGUCAGCGAGAGGCGCAGCACAUUUUACACGAAAGACAUGACCCAAACACUGCUACGACGCAAGCUGACAUAUUCCACAUACAAUAUGAAAAUGUCACGCAUUGAGAAUAUAUAACAGAAAUUAUGUCACAUUUUCGUCCCGUCAGACAAAAACUGGCAUUCGUCUCGUUAUGUUCUAGUCUUCCAAGCCACAUUUUUAGCUCGUCAUCAUCAUGAAAAAAAAUGUUUGUCGAUGAAAUAUUUUCAAACACUAAAAACAACACUAAUGCAAUAAGUUACAUUUCAUUUAAAUCAAUUAAAAAAAAAAGUACACAGCAUUUUUUGGACACUUUUGUUAAAAUAUUUCAGAUAUUUGAAUGAAAACUAUGACAACAUUGUAAUCGUGAAUUUGUGUUUCGAUCAAUUUUAUUAGAUGUGGACGCCAGGUCUUAAUGGGGUUACCUUUCCUUUUUUUUUUUUUUUUUUUUUUUGAAUUACCAAAAAUUGUCACACGUCCUAUAAAGGGUGAAACAAGAUUCCUGGACUUUCAUCGAUCCGAUCAUGUCAUGGCUCACUGGGACCACACACUUGUCUCCUCCAAUGUAGGAGUUAUGAUGGCAGGUGUAUUUUAUUUUUGUUUUUUGUUUUUUUUUGCUUGUUGAGUAUCCAUCAUCAUUAAUUAUCCAUUAUAACAUCUAUUUCCAACGAUGUACUUAAAAAUCAUCAUUCACAACUAGUAGCUCUCUCAGUUCAAAUAGAUUGGAUAUCCAUGUAAUACUGUUCCCUCUUUUGCCUUUACUCUGAGAAGAACUAUUAGUGAAACUGAAAAAAACAACCAGACCAACCAAGUUUCCUUGACUACUAUAUGUAAAUGUUGCUUGAUUUGUUAACCAAAACCACUGUUAAGGAUAAUUCCUCUCCUGAAUGAUGUGGCUAAUAUAUCUCAUAUAUCUCUUUUCAUGGCUAACACUGCAAAGUAGUAUUAGAGCUAGACUGGUUGCUGGUUUCCACCUAAUAUUUCCACUUUGACUUUGUCAUGGUAGCAUAUUUUUUCCCCAAUACUUCUCAAGAGCAUCCUUCUCUUUCAAAUCAGGGACAUUGUGAACAAUAUUUAUGUUUUGCAUGCACUGAGUAUGCCUCUGUGGAGCUGGAAUGAACGAGUGUAUAUUUUGUAUUAUUUAAGUGUAAAUUAUUCACAAUUUUGUCGACUGCCUCUGAGUUCUUGCCUGCCAAUAUUUGUGAUAAAUGUUUUACUCUUGGAGGCCAUUAAACUUCA